This is a messenger RNA of Chroicocephalus ridibundus (black-headed gull), 756 nucleotides long. Its product is annotated as dicarboxylate carrier SLC25A8-like. NCBI's taxonomy places the organism in Eukaryota, Metazoa, Chordata, Aves, Charadriiformes, Laridae. Gene Ontology annotation, biological process: response to cold; mitochondrial transmembrane transport; adaptive thermogenesis. The record is from RefSeq and is a predicted model, not a curated record. The transcript has 3 exons. Gene Ontology annotation, molecular function: oxidative phosphorylation uncoupler activity. The annotation marks the transcript as partial.
GAUGUCACCCACUGCCACCACCGCUUUCCAUGGACUGGGAGAACUGGGAAGCAGCCUCGCGAAACACCUGGGAUGCGCAGGACACCGUCAGGGAAGGCUGAAGCCCCCGAGAUUCAGGGGGAGGCGAAGCUCGCGGGUCAGGCGCAGUACAAGGGGGUCUUCGGCACCAUCACCACCGUGGGGAGGACAGAGGGACUCCGCAGCCUCUACAGGGGGCUGGUGGCCGGGCUGCAGCAGCAGAUGACCUUCACCUCCCACCGCCUCGGGCUGUACGACUGGGAGAAGCAGCCCCACACCAAAGGGUCACAACGCGCCGGGCUGGGGAGCUGGCUGGUGGCUGGCUGCACCACGGGGGCCACGGUGGUGGCCUCCCCCCAGACAACAGACGUAGUGAAGGUGCGGUUCCAAACCGUCAGGGAGGGUGGUCGGUGUUACCAGGGCUCCGUAGAUGGCCACAGGACCAUCGCCAAGCAGGAGGGUGUCCAUGGGUUGUGCAGAGGUGGGUGCAGCCCCCAGGGAGCACGCCGGGAUGGCUCCGGCACUGUGGCCCUGAACGCUCUGGUCCACGCAGGACCGUCCCCCAACAGCACUCGCAGCGCCAUAGUGAACUGCGCUGAGCUACGAUCUCACCCAGGUGAGACCUACGAUCCCACCCAGGACACGCUGCUCCAAUCCCACCUCAGGCAGGGUGGGGGCCCCAGCUCUGCUGUGGAGGCACGGCCAGGGCUGCGGCCAAUUUCCAUCGCGAGCAUCCAC